AUGCACCACACACGGACCAUCUACACAGCUGGCAGACCACCCUGGUUCAAUGAACAUGGAGCCCAGUUAAAAGAGGCCAUUGUUAUCGGUAUCUGUGGUGGCAGUGCUUCUGGAAAAACUACUGUAGCUAAUAAAUUCAUUGAAGCUUCGGAUGUUCCCUGGGUGGUACUUCUGUCUAUGGACUCGUUCUAUAAGGUUCUGUCUCCGGAGGAACAAGCUCGGGCAGCCAGUAAUGACUAUAACUUUGAUCAUCCAGGAGCGUUUGACUUUGAGCUGCUUCUGACCACGCUGCGGAAACUUAAACAAGGAAAAAGUAUGGUAUAUGACUUCACCUCACAUGAAUGACUAAGAGACUGGAAAAACGUCUAUGGUGCCAUUGUCAUUAUCUUUGAGUCUAUCCUGUAGUUUGCAGACUAAGAGCUGUUGCAGCUCAUGGACAUGAAGAUUUUUGAAGAUACUGAUUUGGAUAGUCGACUGGUACGGAGGCUGAGGAGGGGCAUCACAGAGAGGGGCCGGGACAUUGAGGGUGUCAUUAUUAAACAGUACGAUAAGUUUGUUAAGCCAGCCUUUGAGCAGUACAUUGAACGCACCAUAAGACUGGCAGACAUUGUAGUGCCACGAGGUGGAGGUAACAUGGUAGCCAUUGACCUGAUUGUACAGCAUCUUCACAGCCAACUAGAAGAGAUGAGCAAAAGUUUAAACAUAGACACCAGCCCUGAUGAGUUCAUCUUUUAUUCAAAGAGAUUGAUAAGGUUGCAUAUCGAACAUGCUCUGUCUUUCUUGCCCUCUGAGACCUGCAAUGUACAGACACCACAGGGCCAAGUGUAUGAAGGAUGCGGAUUUAGCAGGAAAGGGGUAAAUCCAUAUCAGGGGAUGGAUUUGGAUUCAGCGGAACCAGAGCUGCAUUACCUGCGACUGCCCAGAGACAUCAGUGAGGAUCAUGUAAUUUUGAUGGACAGCAACAUUUCCACGGAAGCGGCAGCCAUGAUGGCCGUAAGGGUGUUGCUGGAUCAUGAUGUCCAGGAGGACAAUAUUGUGUUGGUGUAUCUCUUGAUGGCAGAAUUGUGAGUUCACUCAGUAGCUUAAGCCUUCCCUCGUGUCAAAAUCGUCACAACUACUGUAGACAAGAGCUUAGAUGAUCUCCUUCAUGUCAUUCCAGGGAUAGGAAAGGGGAAAUCAAGCUGUUUCUACAAUCUAAGCAAAGACAAAUUCGACCUAGCCAUGAACUGA
This is a messenger RNA of Triplophysa dalaica, 1230 nucleotides long. RefSeq names its product uridine-cytidine kinase 1-like 1a (gene uckl1a). NCBI's taxonomy places the organism in Eukaryota, Metazoa, Chordata, Actinopteri, Cypriniformes, Nemacheilidae. Gene Ontology annotation, cellular component: cytoplasm. The record is from RefSeq and is a predicted model, not a curated record. Gene Ontology annotation, molecular function: ATP binding; kinase activity.